AUGGAUUCGAAAAGAUCCAAAUCAACUGUCAUUUUCCUAUCCACUAACAUUUUCUUCUUUGUCCUCGUAAGUGCAUGCAACACACCAUCUCCACCAAUGCCAAAGCCAAUUCCAAACCCAACCCCUACCCCAACUAAGGGAAGUUGCCCAAGGGAUGCCCUGAAGUUAGGGGUAUGUGCCAAGUUGCUGAGCAUUGGAACUGUAAUUGGAAACCCUCCAGAUACUCCAUGCUGCUCCAUACUUGGCGGCCUUCUUGACCUUGAAGCUACAAUUUGCCUUUGCACCGCUCUGAGAGCCAACAUUCUUGGAAUCAACCUUAACAUCCCUAUUUCACUCAGCUUGCUCGUCAACACUUGCGGGAAAAAACUCCCCUCAGACUUCAUCUGUGCUUAG
Coffea eugenioides is the source of this 393-nucleotide messenger RNA. Its product is annotated as 14 kDa proline-rich protein DC2.15. The transcript has a single exon. The coding region runs from base 1 to 393 and encodes 130 amino acids. The record is from RefSeq and is a predicted model, not a curated record. Lineage: Eukaryota; Viridiplantae; Streptophyta; Magnoliopsida; Gentianales; Rubiaceae.